Lodderomyces theae is the source of this 858-nucleotide messenger RNA. It is a transcript of the gene FGR10, whose product is annotated as Fgr10p. Gene Ontology annotation, molecular function: threonine-type endopeptidase activity. The record is from RefSeq and is a predicted model, not a curated record. Bases 1 to 858 code for a protein of 285 amino acids. NCBI's taxonomy places the organism in Eukaryota, Fungi, Ascomycota, Pichiomycetes, Serinales, Debaryomycetaceae. Gene Ontology annotation, biological process: protein maturation. The transcript has a single exon.
AUGAAAAGGGCCUUGAAGAGAGGUGAUGUUAUCAACGUUAAUAGCGUGUUGGAGCAUUCAUCAGUGACCAACACUGGUUUCGGGUCAAGUUUAAACGCCUUUGGCGAAGUCGAGAUCGAUGCCAGUUACAUUAAAAGUAAUGGAGAGUCUGGUGCAUUGUCCGGUCUACAAUCCUUUUCACCAACGCAGGAAUUGUUUCGAAUAUACAAAGAAAUCAACGAGUUGUACAAGAAACAACCAAACUUGACACGACCAUUGAGUCUACAUUGCAGCGGUUUGCAAAAAUACAUGGAUAUCGACGUUGACGACCACCUCGGGUCUGCUAAAGCAAAAGAAAUUUGGAUGGGCUACCUGGGCCGUCAAGAUCAAUAUCCAGUAGAGGGAGCUAUUAGUGACACCAUUGGGUCCAUAGUGAUUAAUUCAAAUGACACCACGCUCGCCACUACUUCCGGUGGAAAUUUCUUCAAGUUACCAGGAAGAAUUGGAUGUGCUGGGAUUGUUGGGGCUGCUAUUUAUUACGAAAAGAUUGGUGACUUGGAAAUCAGCUGUAUGUGCUCAGGGAACGGAGAGCAAAUUAUCAAGUACUCGUUGGCUCAAUUGAUUGUCACUAAUGUGCAUCUUAUGGAUGAAGGAAAGUAUGGCCCCCAAUUGGAGAAGUUGUUGAUUGGUAAGGAUAAAGAUUUGUAUUGUGGAUUCGUAAUCGUUUUGAAGAAAUCGGAUGGGAGGAUACACCUUCUUUACGGACACACGACGGAGACCUUUUACUUUGGCACCAGGGUCAAUGAUUCAACAAGCGUUGUGUUAAGCUGUGCUGAAAAAGAGGGUAAAUUCACUUUUGGGGAAUAUAAACUACAAUAG